This is a messenger RNA of Orcinus orca (killer whale), 4586 nucleotides long. RefSeq names its product transmembrane protein 196 (gene TMEM196). The coding region runs from base 1008 to 1565 and encodes 185 amino acids. The record is from RefSeq and is a predicted model, not a curated record. Lineage: Eukaryota; Metazoa; Chordata; Mammalia; Artiodactyla; Delphinidae. The transcript has 5 exons.
GCAGAAGAAAGUUUUAUACAGAAUGAGCCCCGUGUUGACGUAGGCAUCCCCUCCCCUCCCAUCUGGACAGAAGCCCAGAAGGCAGCGAGAGGGGGGUUGGGGGAAUGCGAAGGUAGGGAUCGCUUGGAUCCCUGUGGUAAGCGUCCCGAGGCGGGGCCGAUCAAGGGCCAGACUAGAGUAUUGGUUCUGGACCCACAAAUAGAUCAAGCUUUUCCCUCCUCCAUCACCCUCUUAAAUCCCAAUGAGGUCAUUGCAAUGAGAGAGAAUCAGAUCAAGAGACAAGGGGAGGAAGAGGACGACGACGAGGGAGAAGAAACCCAGACGGAAAAAGGCCAUCAGACAAGGUCGCUUUUUCUGGCGACACAGAAACUGUGCGGAGUGUGGUGCUGAAUCUCAUCUGCCCGCUCAGCCUGGGGACCAAGGGACUCGUAGAAGCACUUUGUGUUACCACGAAAACAAAGGAAAGGAGACGAGAGGGAGAGAGAAGCUCUGAGCAGUUCCGCCUUGGAUCUGGGGAAGCAAAGCUCAUCUACUUGGCAAGGAAAGAAAGGGGAGCCUGAAAGGGUUUGGGAGGCUGAGGAGGGAGCGGGAUUUCCCUGCGGAGAGUUGGGACGCGGCAGAACUCUGGACAGCGCCUCCCGAGCCGGAUUCCAGGCUCGGGGCUCCGGAGCUCCGUGGCUCCUCCAGGGUUCCACCUCCUUGUUGAAAGCCCUUUCUACCGGUGUGCUCUCCUCUCCUGGACUCCGACCACCGAACCGAACCGGGAAAAUCCUUUUACGAUCCCUGUCCGAACGUGCCAGGGGAUGGAGCGACUCUGCCUCUGACCCGGUCAGGGAAGAGGGUCUCCAGUUCUGGAAAUCCAGUCCUUGUGGAUAAUGCUUCGCCGGUGAAGAAAGAAAAGUUUUGGGGUCUGGUAGGGGGCAGAAGGGGUAAGGAGGAUAGUGGAAGAAAGAAGGUGGAUGGUUGGCUUCUCUUUCUGAUCUGGAAGGAAUGAUGACCGAGGAAGGAUGUGCACCAGCGGCCAGAUUAUUGGGAGCCUCUUGGUUCUCUCUGUGCUGGAGAUAGGGCUGGGGGUGUCCAGCGUGGCCGUAGGAGCGGUCAGCUUCAGCCUGGCCCUCCGAGAGCACAAGCCGCAGCUUGGAGACUCGUCCCCGGUAUGGAGCGGGGUGUGUUUUCUUCUUUGUGGCAUAUGUGGAAUAUUGUGCGCCAAAAAAAAAUCUGGACUUGUCAUGAUCCUCUUUUCUGCCUGCUGCAUCUGUGGACUCAUUGGGGGCAUCUUGAAUUUUCAGUUCCUUCGGGCAGUGACAAAGAAGACCUCUUCCCUCUAUCCCCUGCAUCUCGCGUCCAUGUCUCUUGCGUGCAUUGGGAUCGGGGGCUGCACCCUCUCUUCGUGGCUCACUUGUCGACUAGCCAGCUAUGAACAGAGGAGGAUGUUCUCAGAGAGGGAGCAUUCUCUGCAUCACUCUCAUGAAAUGGCUGAGAAAAGAUUGAGGGCUAUUGAAAUAACCGACUUGCCCAGCUGCCCGGUGGUGCCCCCGACACCAGAGUUACCUACAAGGAAAUGACAGACAACAUGAGCAAUGGAGGACCACAGCUGAUAUUUAAUGGAAGAGUAUAAUCAAUAUUUUAAAGAACUGAACAUUUUUUAAGAUUUUCACGAGGCAAAGAAAUACCAAAGGACUAGGAGAUAAGUUAAAACAGUUCUUGCAUUUGCUGUUAUCUCUCCUGAGUACUUACUAAAAUUAUUCUUCCUCAAUUUUCCCUCACUUUACUUCUUCAGCUUUUUUUUACUGGUGAAAAACUUUCCACAAAUGUUCUAGUACAGUAAUUUCAACCAACUUUCCAGAUUGUUCUAAAAAAGACUUUUCAGGAAGAAAAAAAAAAGGAAUAGAUAAAAUAGAAAGAUUCAUAUUCUACACAAACACUAUUUGACUAGCAUGAGUGUUAGAUUUGUAAUGACAUAUUUCAUAUAAGUAAUUAAAAAGUGCAAAUAUCAAGAAAUAAUAAUUUAUUGAUGUCUUUGUUCUGAAAGACGAUGGCUUCAAAGAAUGCCACAAUUUAAAACCUCAGCAAUGCCUUGUUAUAAAAUCAUUGUAAUUAUUUUCAAUUUGUGAAUGAACUAUAUUUCAUAAUUUAUUUGUAAAUUACAAAAAAAAAACACCCUAAAACAUAAAAAAGAGGUUUUUUUAGAGAGACAAUAUUAAUCUGUAUGAUAUUUUUGCAUUUUUCCACAGAGUGAAAAGUUAUAAAUGAAUAUGUUUUGAUUAUACUGUGUAAAUUGAUGGGCAUGUUCAUGAAUGAGCCUAAGAAUAAAAUAAAGUAUGUGUGUGUGUAUGUGUGUGUAUAUAUACUGUAAAUAUAGAAAAUAUAUAUAGGACAUAUUUAUAGCAUUCAUGAAUGUAAAUAAGUAGUAGAAAGGAAAUUGUGGUGUUGUGGGGAUAUUGUCAAGAUUCUAUUCCCACAGAAAUGGGAGAGCAAUUGUUCAAGGCUUUUCUAUGCCCACAAAGUCACAUUUAAUUUCUACUAAAUUUUUUCAAUUUUAUUUCUUUAUUAUGUCUGCUGUAUGUAAAUAUCAUUGUGGCUGAUAUUAUGGAGUUAAGUGAUCUGAAUAGUGGAGUAUCAAGAUAGAUUGCUUAAUUAUUUGGCCAUUUUACUACUAUUAUGAUAUUUAUGUAAGAACAAUUAUUAAUAUUGAUUUAUAAGCAUAACAACUUUAAUUCAAAUACUUUCACAUUUAUAAAUAUAGACAGAAUGACUUGCAAUUAUUCAUGUUAUUUAUAUUUCAAGCACUUUACAGCUCAAUUAAAUUAUAUAAAAGGACAGAUGAUGUAUUCCCAAAAGAUGCAGGUACAAUUAGCUUUGUUAGAAUUUAAUUUAGGUUUUUUGGUUUUGUUUUACAAUUCACAUGGAAAAAUACAGACCAUUUUUUAAGAAUGCCUAUAUCCAAAGAACCUGAAAGAGUUCUCUGUAGAAGGAAAUUAAAAGAUAGGCUUAUAUUUACACAGCUAAAUUCAACCCUCUCUUCCAUAACGGAAUGUUAAAAUAGUAAUCUAUGACACUACAUACAGGCGAGAAAAUAGCUUGGUCUUUGAAAAUAUUUGUGAGAAUAUAACUUGUGGCAACAGAUAAAGAAAGUAUAUAUUUUAAAAUAUAUAACUCAUUGUAUUGUACACUUUUAUUAUUCCGCAAAGCUUAUCAGUUUUCAGGUCAUUUGUUAUGAGUUACUUACUGAACGAUAGGUAAAUUAGCACCUUUAAUAUCCAGUAUGAGAACAUGUUAUAAUUUAGAAGCAAAAUAUAGGUUUUAGUUGUGCUAACAAAAUAAAAAUAAUGCCAGUUAAUGGAAAUCUGAAGGUCUUUUAGUUUUAUAACAACUUGAUCAUCACCUACCCUAUUUAAAUCCGCUUAUAAAAAAUCUGGUUGUAUAUGUUCAAAAGAAAUGACGGGACUGUGGUUGUCUGGUGGUGUUUUUUAAGUCUCCCAACUCGUAUGAAUAACUUCACUAGCCAGCAGAUUUACAGAAGUGGCCCACAAAUGCAGCCUCAAAUAAUAAAUCAACUUCACUUCUGUUUAUUUGAUGCCAUAAAUAGGCAUGAUCUUUGUCACUGAAAAUCUAUACUAUAUAAUGCAGGUAUUUUGUGUGUAUAUGGUUCUCCUGAUUUUAUGCAAGGAUGUAGUUUUGUACUGAAAGAAUAACCACUGACUCUAAUUUUAGGUGGCAUUUCUUUGUAGACAUGUUUGUACAAUACAGAGUUAUAAUACAUCAGUAAGAUGUUUUAAUUUCUUUUGAAAUGAUAUAUAAAAUCACCCAUUAAAGGACAAAAGUAGGCAUAUCACUGCUUAGACAUAGAGUUAAGAAGAGAUGCCAUCAUCACAGUUAUUCCAGUAGUCUACAGUGUGUUUAACCAAGUAUAGAUGUAUCUUUAAUGUAAUUAUUUUAACUCAGUAGUUUCAGGACUCAGUUAUUUAGAGUGAUUUAUUUGGGAUAUGUAGUGAUUCUUUUUGAGAUAAGUAGGGGAAGUUAGGAAGACAUUGUUCAAGUACUUAAAAAUUUAAUUUUCAUAAAACAUUGAACUAUGAACUAGAAUAUUUUAAGUGACCACAUUACAGUUUUAGCAUGAGUCCACACUUGGGAAAAAGUAAUGUGAUACUAAAUUAGAAAAAAAUAUGUGAAACUAAUGUGGUGGUGUGCUGUAGAGACUAGCUACAGGAAGGUGCAGUAAUUAUAAGCAUAAAACAAUAAAAGUGGACUCUGCCUGAAAAAUUUUCAACAUAUGUGUGUGUGUCUCUACACAUACAUAUAUAUAAUAUGAACUGCUUAGAAGUGGGACAUAGUAUGAUGACUCUAUUGAUAUGUCUAUAUAAUAAAUGGUGUGUUUUGAAACUACAUAUGGUGUGAGCUUUCUUUCCAUCACGAUACAAAAAAUAAUUUCCCCAAUAACUUGAUGAAUAGAUGUGCAGUUCUGAGAUUGGCAGGGGACAGGAUGCUGUGAAUGAGGAGAGGACAUGGGAUUAAGAAAGGGCAUUUACUCUUUCCUGUUUGAGCAAAUGGGAAAGAUUAAAGUACGCUCUAAUGUAGACAGGAAG